AUGGCAAUGAAGCGCCUCCAACAGCUCGGCAACCAACUCACACAGACCUCUCCUAAACCAGACGAAGAGACAAUGGCCCCCGCAGACUCCAAAUUCGCCCUCGACGAAAACGGCAUCCCGCCGUUCGAGUCGCUGCCCCUCGGCAAAGACGACCCGCGCUUCUCGGCCUGGGGCCUCUACGGCGACAAGGACGAGCUGGGGACGCUGAACAGGUUGACGGACGAGCGCGUCGCUGCUGCUGCGAAGGAGGAGAUUAAGACGGGCGCGAGAGUCUCCCUCAACUGGCCCCUGACAGCCCAAUCCGCCCCCUUCUUCAACCGCCGCGCCUUCCACCACGACCUCUACCGCAAACACCCGCGCUUCGUGAACGACGACGAGUGGACCUUCAACUCGCAGUCGUCGUCGCAGUGGGACGGCCUCCGGCACUUUGGGUACCAAAAGGAAGAAAAGUUCUACAACAGCGUCUCCAUGGACGAGGUCCACGCCGUGGACGAGGAGGGGAGGCGGUCGACUGUGAAUGGGAUCCAAGCCUGGCAGAAACACGGCAUCGUCGGCAGAGGCAUCCUCGUAGACUACCACACCUGGCGCCUCGAGCAAAACAUGCCUUACGACCCCUUUGCGCGCGACUCCAUCCCCGUGGCGGAUCUCCAGGCCUGCCUCAAGGCGCAGGGCACCGAGAUCAAAUUUGGUGACAUACUCAUCACCCGUACAGGCUUCACAGCAACACACGCCUCCCUCCCCCCCUCAACCCUGUCCGACCACCUCGCCGCCAGCCCGCAAAGCUUCUCCGGCGUAGCCCAAUCCGAAGAGACCCUCCGCUGGGUCUGGUCCAACUUCUCCGCCGUGGCAGGCGACCAGCCGUCCUUCGAGUGCUGGCCCCACCGCGACCCGAAGCACUGGAUGCACGAGGUCCUCCUCGCCGGCUGGGGCAUGCCCAUCGGCGAGCUCUUCGACCUGGAAGCGCUGGCGGCGCAGUGUAAGCGCGAAAAGAGGUGGAGCUUCUUCGUCGUGAGCGAGCCGUGCAAUGUCCCCGGCGGUGUUGCGAGCCCACCCAAUAUUCUUGCCAUCUUUUGA
Colletotrichum costaricense is the source of this 1074-nucleotide messenger RNA. RefSeq lists its product as uncharacterized. The coding region runs from base 1 to 1074 and encodes 357 amino acids. Gene Ontology annotation, molecular function: arylformamidase activity. Lineage: Eukaryota; Fungi; Ascomycota; Sordariomycetes; Glomerellales; Glomerellaceae. The transcript is spliced from 5 exons. The record is from RefSeq and is a predicted model, not a curated record.